Messenger RNA from Haplochromis burtoni (Burton's mouthbrooder), 2326 nucleotides. RefSeq names its product hydrocephalus-inducing protein. Gene Ontology annotation, biological process: axonemal central apparatus assembly; cilium movement. Bases 2 to 1732 code for a protein of 576 amino acids. The transcript has 16 exons. Lineage: Eukaryota; Metazoa; Chordata; Actinopteri; Cichliformes; Cichlidae. Gene Ontology annotation, cellular component: axoneme. The record is from RefSeq and is a predicted model, not a curated record.
AAUGACAUAUUGUUGUGCAAAAUGUAAGAAUUUCUUUAUAACCCAACAGAUGAAGACAAUACAGCUGCUGAACCAUGAGUCUGUGCUGUGUCACUGGAGCAUAGCUGAGGAGGUUAAGCCUUUUAAAAAGAUCGAUAAGUUCCUGCCCCUCUACAAGCGUAAAAGAGCCUUGCAGGAGCAGCGUCCACCUCCAGUGGUGUUUGAGAUGUUUCCCUCCUCUGGUGUGCUGUCCCCUGGUGAACGGGUCAAUGUCCACAUAAAGUUCAAGCCUGCUGAUGGGUGUCCUUACAACAGACGGCUAGUGGUGCGAGUCACUGACAGCACCCAGGAGGUGUUCAUCGCAGCUCAGGGUCAGGGUGAGGAUCCACAUCUCGAGUUCUGCCCUUCGGUACUCGAGCUGGGCCCUUGUCUCCCUGCCAGCACUGACGUUGAAGCUGAGGUUACAGUGAAAAACCCCUGUUCUUUCCCCAUUGAGUUUUACUCCCUGGAGUUUGACACACAGUAUCUCCAGGAAGAAGAGAUUCUGCGUUUGAUGCAGGAUUAUAAAGACAACAGUGUGUUACUACUUCCUCCACGUGUCCCGGGAGAAGGGCUUCCCUCAGAACUGCUGGACUAUUACAAGGAGUAUUGCUCCAAGAUGAAAGACGAAGAGCUGAAGGCAGGUACGGGUCAUGACGAUCAAAAUGAAGACACACAGGGAGGAAAAAAUAAGCCUAAACUAGAUGAAGACCACCCAGAGAUUAGAACUACAGGUGUGAAACCACCUGAAAUGUUUUUCUCAGAAUUGACCAGAUUGGCGAGCAGCGAGAGUCUAAGACAGUUCGAGAUGACCCCUAUCUGCAGAGCAGUUGCCCGACAUAUGGGUGUUGACCUGUCACCUGAGGCUCUGAUUGGACGCAAUUGCAGAGGCAUUGCUAUUAUCGUAUAUGGAGCCCCACUGACAGAUAAGAGCAGCAUAGCAGCUGCUCUGGCACUUCGGUAUGGAGCAGCGUGCCUCUGUGUUGAUGAUGUGGUUACAGAUAUGCUUUUAAAUGGCACUUCACCGGUUAGCCUGACAGCCAGACAACUCUUUGACUUUGCUGCUACAGAGCAUGCUCAGAAAAAUGCUAAGGAAGCUGGUCUGGUCAUUGAGGAAACGUCUGGAUCAGGACCCACAGCACCUCUUGAAGCCUCCAAUCCAGAUUCAUCGCCUUUUAUACAAAAUACAGCCAACAACUGUGAGGACAACAGUAGUGAAAAUGACUCCAAGGCUCCCCUGAUGACUGAAAAUCAACACAUUGUCCAUUGUCUGGGAGGAGAUGUGACCACACUGAGGAAUCUGUUGCCUGAGCAUUUACUGGUUGAUAUCCUAGCAGAAAGAUUUCAGUUAAGCGAUUGUUAUCGUGGAAUAGUGAUUGAUGGCCUGGACUCAGCGUACACUCGGGUUCCAGCGAGCACUCUGCAGGUUGUUCUCAAGGCCUUAAGUAACCGCAAACACAUCUAUUUGGUCAACUUAUCUGACUCUUAUACAGCCCUGAAGGCACGGGAAAAAGCUCAAAGCGAAGCUGAAGAGGCUCUGCAGAAGGAGAAAGCUGCCAGGGAGGAACAAUGGCUGCAGGACAUGGAUGAGGAGGAGUAUAAUGCUCUGCCACAGGAGGUGAAGGAGCGCAUUAACAAAAAACACAGAGAGGAAUUCCGACAGCAGAAGUUUAGGGAGCAGAUGGAGAAAGAGCUGGAAGAAAAGAGGCAAUAGGAAGAGAACCAAAGGUUAAAAGAGGUGGGUGGAAAGAAGGACAUUAAAGAACCAUCAAGGAAGAAGAGCUUGCUGGGGGUAAAGCAGUCAACAUUGAAUGUGCUAAAGGCGUCUUCUGUUAACGACUCCAAAGAGCAAUUAGGGGACACAAGAGAGCAAUGUCAUCUAAAUGAAGAGCAUCAUAGCAAAGAGGCCGAUGAUCCACAGAAGCAGACAGAAGGAACCACAGGUUCUCCUCAACCCACAGACACACUGGAGAUAGACAAGAAUACAGAAACUGUAAAUGUGAAGAGUGCAGGAGAAGAAAAAGAGUUGAAAGAUGGAAAACAAGCAGGGGAGAGGAAUCAAAAAGACAGAGCAAGAAGACAGAGCUUACCUGCUGGGAAGUCCCAGGUGGAGAACCUGCAGUCUAAGUUCUGUCAAUACGAGGGGAGCCAAGCCCUGGUGGAGCAUAUCCUGCAGCACUGGGACCGGCGCCGGGGAUUGUUGUUGGUCCCACUCCCCACUGAAGAUGCUUUAGGGUCAGCUGAAGUUACAACAGAGAAGCAGGUGUGUUAGCUGGCCAACACACCUGGUGGUCCUCCAAUCCCUCCU